AUGACUCUAAUUAACGAAUUAUUGGAAAAAGCAGAAAAUGCAGUUAGUGGUAAAGAUAAAUUGUUGAUGCGAACAAAUUAUUCAUCACAUCCUUCCACUUAUUUCUCAAAUACAUUUGGUAGAGCAGUCAUCUUCAUUAAUGGUAUCCAGGAUAAACCAGUUCCUAUUCAAAUUUGCAUUGGGUCUGCUGCCGGAUGGAUAACAGGAUAUGUGUUCACGAAGGGAAGCAAAAUAGUAGCAGAGCCAUUCAUCACUAUCACUAAUAUUAUCACCAGUCAAAUGGAUCAAUCCAGUGAGCGUGCAACAAAUUUGAUUGCCGCCAUAAAACCAUAUAUUCAUUAUGUUGUACUACCUGUCGGCCUUUACGCUGCUAAUCGUUUCUUUCGUUUUCUGAUACCUGGGCCACAGCACCGCUCGAAACUUGAUCUGCGUGAUCGUGCUGUAUUAAUCACUGGAGCCAGUUCGGGUCUUGGUCGAGAAUUAGCGAUUUGUUUUUAUCGAAGAGGUGCUAAAGUGAUUUUAACAGCACGCAGUAUUGAUAAGCUAAAGGAACUCUGUGAAGAGCUAAAAUCAUUGCAAGAUGUUAUCAAUAAUAAUGAACCAGUUUAUAAAUACCUGGAUAUUACCGAUCCAAAUGGCGUUGUAGAACUUGUCUCGUUUGCCAUCAAUCAGCGGAUUGAUGUUCUUAUUAAUAAUGCAGGUUUAAGCAUGCGUGGAAGUUGCAAAGAUACGUCUAUGGAUGUACAUCGGCAGGUAAUGGAAGUUAAUUACUUUGGUCACGUUGCAAUAACUAAAGCACUGCUUGAUUAUAUUCCGGAAGAUGGAGCAAUUGUAUAUAUAAGCAGCGUACAAGGUCGCAUUGCUGUACCAUAUCGAAGUUCUUAUUCAGCUAGUAAACACGCUGCUCAGGCUUUCUUCGAUUGUUUACGGACUGAAGAACGAUUUAAGACGCAGAUUCUCGUUGUAAGUGCGACUUAUUUGAAUACAGGUUUUGGACGUCGCGCGCUUACUACCGAAGGUAAACCGAUGGAUAAGGAUGAUCUUAACCAAGCAAAUGGGCUCACACCGAGUUAUGCGGCUGAAUGCAUCAUAAAUGCUCUCAUAAAUCGAAACACAGAAUUGAUUCUUGCACCAUUAAGCCAUCGUUUUGCUAUCUUUCUGCAAACAUUAUUAAUCGGGAAUGGUAAAUUUCAGUUUUGUAAUUCUCGAGGAUAUAUCAAAAUCAAUCAGUCAAAACUGCGACGUGAUAUUGAACGGCUGCGUAAAGAUAUUACGCGAGUAACGAGCAAUAGAAGCAGUGUGGCAGAGGGCGAAGUAAAUGAUUUUCUGCGAAACAACGCAUAUUUAUUGGGUAGUUAUGGUGCUGGAUUUUUGUUAGGAUAUACAUUUGCAUGA
Messenger RNA from Brugia malayi, 1395 nucleotides. Its product is annotated as Dehydrogenases, short chain protein 30, putative. The transcript has 7 exons. The record is from RefSeq and is a predicted model, not a curated record. Gene Ontology annotation, molecular function: oxidoreductase activity. The coding region runs from base 1 to 1395 and encodes 464 amino acids. Lineage: Eukaryota; Metazoa; Nematoda; Chromadorea; Rhabditida; Onchocercidae. Gene Ontology annotation, cellular component: membrane.